This is a messenger RNA of Lampris incognitus (smalleye Pacific opah), 2255 nucleotides long. RefSeq names its product serine/threonine-protein kinase BRSK2. Gene Ontology annotation, biological process: intracellular signal transduction; protein phosphorylation; microtubule cytoskeleton organization. Bases 1 to 2163 code for a protein of 720 amino acids. NCBI's taxonomy places the organism in Eukaryota, Metazoa, Chordata, Actinopteri, Lampriformes, Lampridae. Gene Ontology annotation, molecular function: ATP binding; protein serine/threonine kinase activity; tau-protein kinase activity. The transcript has 20 exons. The record is from RefSeq and is a predicted model, not a curated record. Gene Ontology annotation, cellular component: cytoplasm.
AUGUCAUCGUCUGGGAAAGACAGCAGCGGUGCCCAACAUGCCAAUUACGUGGGACCUUAUCGCUUGGAGAAGACGCUCGGGAAAGGGCAGACAGGACUGGUCAAACUGGGGGUCCAUUGUGUCACGUGCCAGAAAGUCGCCAUAAAGAUUGUCAACCGGGAGAAACUCAGCGAGUCAGUACUAAUGAAGGUGGAACGAGAAAUAGCUAUCCUGAAGCUCAUAGAACACCCCCAUGUUUUAAAACUACACGAUGUCUACGAAAAUAAGAAAUACCUGUACCUGGUGCUAGAGCACGUGUCUGGCGGAGAGCUGUUUGACUAUCUGGUGAAGAAGGGCAGGUUAACACCCAAAGAGGCCAGGAAGUUUUUUAGACAGAUCAUCUCCGCCCUGGACUUCUGCCACAGUCACUCUAUAUGUCACAGGGAUUUGAAGCCGGAGAACCUGCUGCUAGAUGAGAAGAACAACAUCAGGAUAGCAGAUUUUGGCAUGGCCUCCCUUCAGGUUGGAGACAGUUUACUGGAAACCAGCUGCGGAUCUCCACAUUACGCUUGCCCAGAGGUCAUAAGGGGAGAGAAGUACGAUGGGAGAAAAGCAGACGUCUGGAGCUGUGGGGUCAUUCUCUUUGCCCUACUGGUGGGUGCCCUUCCCUUUGACGACGAUAACCUGAGGAACCUUCUGGAGAAGGUGAAGUUGGGGGUUUUUCACAUGCCUCACUUUAUCCCUCCAGACUGCCAGAAUCUCCUCCGUGGCAUGAUUGAAGUGGAUGCCACCAAACGACUAACGUUAGAACAGAUCCAGAAGCACACAUGGUACAUAGGAGGGAAGAACGAACCAGAGCCUGAACAGCCCGUGCCCAGGAAGGUGACCAUCCGCAGCCUGCCCUCUGCAGACGACAUCGACCCAGACGUGCUGGACAGCAUGCACUCCCUGGGCUGCUUCAGAGACAAAAACAAACUACUGAAAGACCUUCUCUCCGAUGAUGAAAAUCAAGAGAAGAUGAUCUACUUCCUGCUACUGGAUCGCAAGGAGAGGUACCCCAGCCAGGAGGACCAGAACCUGCCCCCGCGCAAUGAGAUUGAUCCUCCGAGGAAACGUGUGGACUCUCCCAUGUUGAACCGCCAUGGCAAGAGGAGACCAGAGAGGAAAUCUAUGGAGGUUCUUAGCGUCACAGAUGGAGGCUCUCCUGUCCCUGCCAGGAGAGCUAUUGACAUGACACAGCAUGGGCAGAGGUCGCGGUCUAUCAGUGGAGCAUCCUCGGGUCUCUCUACCAGCCCCCUCAGCAGCCCACGGGUUACCCCCCACCCUUCCCCACGAGGCAGCCCCCUCCCCACCCCUAAGGGCACCCCGGUACACACGCCCAAGGACAGCCCAGCUGGAACCCCGACCCCAACACCGCCCCCAAGCCCGUCUAUUGGAGGCAUGCCCUGGAGGACGCGCCUAAACUCCAUCAAGAACAGCUUCCUGGGCUCGCCGCGCUUCCACCGCAGGAAACUACAAGUUCCCACACAAGAGGAGAUGUCCAGCCUCACACCAGAGUCUUCCCCAGAGCUUGCCAAAAAAUCCUGGUUUGGGAACUUCAUCAACCUGGAGAAAGAGGAGCAGAUCUUCAUCGUCAUCAAAGACAAGCCGCUCAGCUCCAUCAAGGCCGACAUUGUCCACGCCUUUCUGUCCAUCCCCAGCCUGAGCCACAGCGUGAUCUCUCAGACCAGUUUCCGAGCGGAGUACAAGUCCACAGCCGGCCCCACUGUCUUCCAGAAGCCGGUCAAGUUCCAGGUGGAUAUCACCUACACAGAGAGCACAGCUGCCACCAAGGAGAACGGCAUCUACUCUGUCACUUUUACACUGCUCUCAGGACCCAGCCGGCGCUUUAAGCGGGUUGUGGAGACGAUUCAGAGCCAGUUGUUAAGCACACACGACCAGCCCGGGGUCCAGCAGUUGUCAGGUCAUCCUCUGUUAACUUCUUUUGACGUAACUGAACAACUCUUUUCAGACGAGAAGAACGGACAGGUGCCCUACCCCACUGGCACGGCGUCCAAGCACUGCCCCUCGCCCAUGCACGUCCGAAGGCACGAGCCGGACACUAACGACACCAAAUGCCCCGCCAUGGGCCGAGACAGAGCCAAGUUGUCGAUGGCGUCUGUGGGGACACAGGAGGAGUCUUAGACUGAGACACUUAUGUAGUGGGAAGCCAGUGCUAAAACGAAAUACCCAUCCCCGGGAUUGCAGUCUGCCAGUCAGACACUGCACAGAGAGAG